This is a messenger RNA of Spea bombifrons (plains spadefoot toad), 3061 nucleotides long. RefSeq names its product platelet activating factor acetylhydrolase 1b regulatory subunit 1 (gene PAFAH1B1). Bases 475 to 1707 code for a protein of 410 amino acids. The record is from RefSeq and is a predicted model, not a curated record. Lineage: Eukaryota; Metazoa; Chordata; Amphibia; Anura; Pelobatidae. The transcript is spliced from 11 exons. Gene Ontology annotation, molecular function: protein binding.
CCCGCCCCACACAGCAGCCGGCCGGUCGCUCCCUCCUUCCCUAGAGCGGUUGAAAUGACGUCACCGCGCUCCUGAGCUCCGUUUCGUUGACAGCGCGGCGGCGACUUCCCAUAGAGCCCGGCGGAAAGCACGGACAGCUGGAGAGAGCGAGUCACGGGCACCGAGCACGGGCCACCAAGAAGGGAGGAGGAGGGAGGGCUCCGUGCCACUUGCUAAAGACGAAAACAAGUAGCUCCUCCUUUCGCGCCUCGUCGCCCUUCGUGUCCAUCCCUUUAUUGCCAUUUUUAAACGUUACGGUUGCUAUUGAAGGGUGGAAUGAAUGUUGUUGAAUGACUUGGUUUUGUCUUGGAACUAAUUCCUGGAGUAGCCAUUUCAGUAGUCACUGAAGCCACUUGGUGGCUUACUUCCCUUCAAAGCCGGGGUUCCUUAGGACUUGUAAACACCCGAAGGUGUCCCUCUUAAAGUUUGUUCGUCAUGGUGCUGUCACAGAGACAACGAGAAGAGCUAAAUCGAGCGAUAGCAGACUACCUGCGUUCCAAUGGCUAUGAAGAGGCAUACUCUGUUUUUAAGAAGGAGACAAACCUAGAUAUGAAUGAAGAGCUAGAUAAGAAGUAUGCUGGUCUCCUUGAAAAGAAAUGGACAUCUGUUAUCAGAUUACAAAAAAAGGUUAUGGAAUUAGAGUCAAAAUUAAAUGAAGCAAAAGAAGAGUUCACUUCUGGAGGACCUAUAGGGCAGAAGCGAGACCCCAAAGAAUGGAUACCUCGCCCUCCAGAAAAAUAUGCUCUUAGUGGCCACAGAAGUCCGGUGAACCGCGUUAUUUUCCAUCCAGUAUUUAGUGUUAUGGUCACUGCUUCAGAAGACGCAACAAUUAAGGUGUGGGACUACGAGACGGGAGACUUUGAACGUACACUCAAGGGCCACACAGACUCUGUGCAAGAUAUCUCUUUUGACCAUUCUGGCAAGCUCCUGGCAUCCUGCUCAGCCGACAUGACUAUCAAGCUAUGGGAUUUCCAAGGAUUUGAAUGCAUCAGAACAAUGCAUGGCCACGAUCACAAUGUUUCUUCAGUAGCAAUUAUGCCCAAUGGAGAUCAUAUAGUAUCUGCCUCAAGGGAUAAAACCAUUAAGAUGUGGGAUGUACAAACUGGGUAUUCUGUGAAGACUUUCACAGGGCACAGAGAAUGGGUUCGCAUGGUGAGGCCAAACCAAGAUGGUACCUUGAUUGCCAGCUGUUCUAAUGACCAAACUGUCAGAGUUUGGGUGGUAGCAACAAAGGAAUGUAAAGCAGAGCUUAGAGAGCAUGAGCAUGUGGUAGAAUGUAUCUCCUGGGCCCCAGAAAGCUCCUAUUCUACCAUCUUGGAUGCUACAGGAUCUGAGACUAAGAAAAGUGGCAAGGCUGGACCAUUUUUGCUGUCUGGGUCAAGAGAUAAGACUAUUAAGAUGUGGGAUAUUAGCACAGGCAUGUGCCUAAUGACACUUGUUGGCCAUGAUAACUGGGUACGCGGCAUUCUGUUUCACCCAGGAGGAAAGUUUAUAUUGAGCUGUGCCGACGAUAAGACCCUCCGUAUUUGGGACUACAAGAACAAACGCUGCAUGAAAACCCUAAAUGCGCACGAACACUUUGUUACCUCGUUGGAUUUCCACAAGACUGCACCUUUCGUGGUCACUGGAAGCGUAGAUCAAACAGUAAAAGUGUGGGAGUGCCGUUGAUUUGAAGUCACCUUUGGGUUCCUUCGCCUAUUCCCUUUCCUCUGGAUGCACUCAGAUACCAUGGUUACCCAUUCAGCUCUGUUAAAUACCUAUUGUCCUUUCAUGUAAAUUAUUCUGGAUGUAGAUUGAGCUUAUUAAAUGUUACACAAAAAGUAUUCAUGCAUGGUGAAUCCAAAUUGUAUACUGUAAAUUUACAUACGUUGUCUAGAAGUACCAUAGGUUUAAGAAUAUGGGCAGGCAUUGGUCACAUCAGACCUAAGAGACAAGAACUGGGUAAUUCUGGGGUGUCGGAGAAGCGGACUGUCACUCGCUCUAGCUGCAGGAUCGUGCCUGUCAUUAUUUUUGUCUUCAGUCGUGGUUUCCUAGAUCCGUGGGCUCACUUCAGAAGCACAUGUUUGUAGGGCUUUUUGAAAAGUAAUGUGUAUCUGCUUCACUAUCUCAGUGGGCUUUAAAAUCUCACCCUUCGCAUUGAAGUGUCCAUGGAGUUUGAGAAUGUUGUGAUGCGGCAGCACUUGUCUUUUUAUGUAAGAAUUGAUUACUGCAAAACAUAGCACUAACUAUUUAGUCGUUCCGGUAUUAAACACCCAACACUUGUUUCUUUUUUAAGGAUUUGGCUCUCUUUCGAUUUGAUUAGUAUCUGAUGAUCACCACCUGGGGUACUUUCCGGGGCAUUACACGCUCGAUGGCCUUUAAGGGAAUGAUUGUUGGAUGGUAACCAAAGAUUUGUCAUCAAAGUGAAAAGAAAAAAAAUGAAUUAUGCAACAGAUUUGUCACAGGAUUACAGUAGUUACCUCCGUAAAUGUUUGGACUUUAUUACAGUCACUUUGCAUGCAUAAAACCUUGUCAUCUUUGCGUCUUCAUUUAUCACUUCAAACAGACAUUGUGUCUCAGGGUUAGCUACCAUCAUGCCUUUUUCCUCUAGAUGCUCUAGAGAAUCCUAGGGCUUUGGCAGUCAUGUAUUUAAUAAAAUAAAGGAAUUAAUCACAACAGGCCAUGUACAUCUCUCGUCAUCAAUAUUGUGGGUGCCAGAGUUGCGCAGAACUCUUUACAGUUCAACACUUUGCCUUUCCCCAUGGCCCUGGAGGGGUUAAUGCUUCUGGGUUGUAAGGACACAAAUUAGUAGUAUCUAUGUAAACCUGUUUGCCUUCUGAUGUUCUAAAAUAUUUCUCCUUUUUAUUCUAAUGGACACUUUUACUUCUAUUUAGUUGACAAUUCAGUACAAGACCACUCCUGCUCAAUGCCACUGCAGUUUAUUUCUUCUCCCUCCAGUAUUUAACUACAGUAGUUUGUUAAAUGUUUGUCCGGUUUCUCAGUCUGUGUUCUUGUCAUUAAUUAAAAAGAGGGGCUUGAUGAA